GCCAGCACCAGAAGCAGCGACUCUCAUACUCAAACAGUCUCACAUCUUCAAUCAGGAGGGUGGGAUCCGUCGCGAGUGUUCUCUAUUCCCCCAAUUACAGCGCAAACUCUGAACAGGGCUGUGCCGCUUUACACCCUCAAAGCUUUGCUCCUUUGAGCUGAAGACAGUGAUGGCAAGCCGGGUCACUGAGAGGCUGCUAUUUGUGCAGGAUGAGAAUCAAGUUGCUCCUCGCAAAAAGGCUACUGUUGAUGGAGCAACUAGGAGUUCUAAGACCGUUGCAAAGAAAGGUGAAGGGAGUUUGGGAAGUCGUAAAGCACUUCAGGACAUUACAAACAAAUCGUCCCUUCAUCCUGAAGCAUCAAUAAAGAAAAAGAAUCCACAGAAGGAAGAAUUUAAUGUAGCUGAGGAGAUGUUUUUGCACGACCACCAAAAGUGCAUCGAGGCAAAACAAGCAGCCUUCAACAAUUUUGACUUGAACUUGGUUCUUCCUGGUCAUGAUUCUGUGUCCACUGCAGGACGUUCAGAAUCCGAAGAGGCAAAGGCUGAGGCUGAUUAUGAUAGCCCUCGCUGCUACCCUGAGCCAUCUGAACUUCCCAUGGAUGAGUUUUCUGAUUGCUUUGAAUAUUCAACACAAUGCAGUUCUCCUCCGUGUUCACCAAUGCUUUGGGACACUCCAACAUCUUGUGAAUAUGUGUGGCAAUUUGAGGAUGUGGAAUUUGUCCUCCAGCAAGAGGCUGAUUUUUGAACUUUAUUUUUUUUUUCAGUUGGCAGCAUCUUGUUUAUUGCAUGAAGCAGCACUUGUACCGGACUCUUUCUACGCACUACCUUGAUUUUCUAGUCUAGUAUGCAAAAUUUCAU
Rhodamnia argentea is the source of this 858-nucleotide messenger RNA. RefSeq names its product protein PATRONUS 2. The record is from RefSeq and is a predicted model, not a curated record. Gene Ontology annotation, biological process: regulation of mitotic cell cycle. The transcript is spliced from 5 exons. Bases 170 to 745 code for a protein of 191 amino acids. Lineage: Eukaryota; Viridiplantae; Streptophyta; Magnoliopsida; Myrtales; Myrtaceae.